GCAACAGAGACGACAAGACAAACAAUCAGAGAAACAACAAAAGGAUAUCAGAAUAUCAUAAGCUUGCGUAUUUGAUGCUCCUCGGUUUGUAAAGUGACCGUUUAUAUAAAACGUUGAAGUGAGAAUUAGCGGUUAAAGGUUAAUUAUAUAAAUGAUUAUGAUUGGUGAUAAAGUAUUACAGAAUAGAAGUAGGCUUUAUCAAUCUAUGAAUGACGGGACUUCUGAAAAAGAGUCUCCCGAGCAUAUCACAUAUAUCCCGCCUAAAGUGAAUCAAACGUUCAUGAUAAGAUUGAAAAAAAUACUCGAUACGAUUUUAUGCAAGAAUUGAAUAUAUUAAUACA
Messenger RNA from Hyphopichia burtonii NRRL Y-1933, 341 nucleotides. RefSeq lists its product as uncharacterized. The record is from RefSeq and is a predicted model, not a curated record. Lineage: Eukaryota; Fungi; Ascomycota; Pichiomycetes; Serinales; Debaryomycetaceae. The transcript has a single exon. Bases 152 to 328 code for a protein of 58 amino acids.